Molecule: messenger RNA, 1680 nt
Organism: Tremella mesenterica DSM 1558
Lineage: Eukaryota; Fungi; Basidiomycota; Tremellomycetes; Tremellales; Tremellaceae
Exons: 8
Coding region: 1-1680 (559 amino acids)
Biological process (GO): DNA-templated transcription; regulation of DNA-templated transcription
Molecular function (GO): zinc ion binding; DNA binding; DNA-binding transcription factor activity, RNA polymerase II-specific
Source: RefSeq, a predicted model, not a curated record
AUGGAUCAGGAGCAAGAUAACAAAGGCGAAUCAUCCUCUGUCUCAUUGAAGAGGAGGCGGAUCACCAGAGCAUGCGAUAGGUGUCAUCGUGGAGGCAUCAAGUGCGCACCCAGUGCCAGUUCCUCAUCUUGCGCUCCGUGUGCGGCUUUUGGCACACCCUGCACCUAUGAUCGUCCGGUCAAACGGCGAGGUCCUCCUGCUCGUUCUACCGACCGAGGCGGUUCAGGAGAGAGAUACGGGUCUCACUCUUUGGGCUAUCGUUCGGACGAAGCCUCGGGCUCCUGGGUGUACCACGAACUUGCUCCACCAUCUAUCGUUGAACGUCUUGUCGAGGCAUUUCACUCCAUCUCAUAUCCAAUACAUCCCUACUUCCAUUGGCCGACUUUUUGGCGUCGAGUUCGACGACAGCAGUACAAACAUGAUCGUGCUUUCUACGCUGUGGUCUAUGGCAUGUGUGCCAUGACACUCGCCCGUUUACGAGAUGGUGCAUCGAUGCCGACUGCGCAAGCUCUCACGCCGGAGGAUGUCCAUGAUGGACCGAGUAGCGAAGAUUUUUAUCAUGCGUCACUCCAAGCCAUGCCAUCAGAUUUGACCCUGUGCACAGAUUUCAAUUUUAAACGUGCCAAGGCGGUCCAGGCGGUGAUCACCAUACAAUAUGGGCAAGUGAGGGCGCUGUUAGGUCACCUGGGAGACUACACUACGAUGGUCUCCGUUGACGGUUUCCAUAACGAAGCGAGAUGGCCCCAGAAUCUCACGGAACCAGAAAUCCAAGAGCGUCGGCGGCUCUUCUGGUCGCUAUACCAACUAGACGUCUACUCUGCCAUCACGUGGGGUGGGAUGGUCCGGCAACGAGAAAGCCAAUGCAAUGUCCUCUACCCUGCUGAAGUGUUCGACGAUACCGACAUAACCGAAGAAGGCAUCACCUUACAUUCCCCACAUCCUGGUGCGGUACCUUUUUUGAAAGGCUGGAAUUUUGUGGUCGAUUUGUAUCGCAUACUCGAGCAUGCCGUGGGACAACUCAGAUCAAGACAGAUGUACUCUCCCGAUGACCCUUUGACACCUGUAACGGCGUUAUUCUCCACCCAGACCGGCCCGGCCCCGUCAGAGGUACUCGACUUAGUAUCCCGCCUAUACUCCAAGCUGCCGCCUGUGUUUAAGGGAGCGAACGCCAUGACGGGCAAUUUGAUCGACGAUCGGUUCGGAUUUCAGUCUGCUAACAUCAUUAUUACGAUGCAGACCGUGAAGAUGGUGCUGGCAGGAACGGAGGAUUCCUCUGUUCAGCAAAGGUGCGCCAUAGCUGGAGAUCUGCUGGAUGCUUUAGCAUCUGUUCCGACAGCAUAUAUACAAACUUGCUCGGCGCCCAUGUUGCAACAUCUUGCCGGAGUCGGUCACCUGCUCGGCAGCGUCAUUCAACGCCCGUUGUCUCAAUGGACAUAUCUGCAAGUCCGCAAUGUCCUAUUAGCUAUGGCCGACCUUUUGACCACGCUCGAAUCGUCUCUCUCACAAGCGGCGGGUCUCGCUCAAAAACUCAAAUCCCACGUUUCAAGGAUCGAUCAGUACAUGACCACUGCGGCAUUCCAGCACUCGCAACAGAGUCAGGUGUAUCACAGUGCUCUGCCGAGAGACAUCUGGUCCGGCUCAGAGCAGACAACCAGAUCCACGGUGAGUCUGAUCGAUUGA